Molecule: messenger RNA, 6101 nt
Organism: Solea solea (common sole)
Lineage: Eukaryota; Metazoa; Chordata; Actinopteri; Pleuronectiformes; Soleidae
Gene: cdh5
Product: cadherin 5
Exons: 13
Coding region: 1-1911 (636 amino acids)
Biological process (GO): cell-cell junction assembly; homophilic cell-cell adhesion; multicellular organism development
Cellular component (GO): adherens junction; catenin complex; plasma membrane
Molecular function (GO): cadherin binding; calcium ion binding
Source: RefSeq, a predicted model, not a curated record
AUGAGCGCAGAAGCAAAACUGACAGAAAACACAAGGAGCAGAGAAACUAAAUACACAGGCGUGUGCUCAUGGGACACAGGUGCAUCUAAUCAGGGCGGGGCAGUUGAGGUGAAUGCAACUGAUGCCGAUGACCGAUCCACUGCUAAUGGGGAGCUCAGGUAUUCUUUGACCCAAUAUGGAGAAGUUUCUGCCUUUGAAAUCGACAGCGAGACAGGUGUCAUCAGCUGCAAGACAAACACCCUGGAUCGGGAAACUAAGAGUGAGUAUGCGUUGGUGGUUAAGGUUCAGGACAUGAGAGGAAUGGCAUCCGGCAGCACGGCCACCACCUCUGUCACCAUCACUGUCACAGACACCAAUGACAACAUGGCUUCCUUCACCCGAAAGGUGUAUGAGCUGCAGGUUCCAGAAGACCACAAGUUAAAUGAAAAGAUCGGCACUCUGGAGUUAGAGGACAGAGAUCAGAUCCAGAACAAAGAGCCCAUCUUCACUAUCCCAAGUGAACACAACAGGAUGUUCAACAUUGAACUCAGCCCGAACAAAGACGGCAAUCUCCUGCUCAAACAGGCUCUGGACUAUGAAACAAAAAACAGCUACACUUUCACUGUCCAAGUCCGAGAAAACCUGCUUUUUCCUGCCGACAACGUGAACAGUGCUGUCACCAAAGCCCAGGUCAACAUUAAGGUGUUAGACGUAGACGAGCCACCAGUCUUCUCCAAGCCCAUCUACACCUUCAAUGUGAUGGAAGAACGGAUGGGAAACAUAGGAGUAAUCACUGCCACAGAUCCUGACAGAGCCAAAAAGACAAUACGGUACUCCAUUUUAGACAAAGACUGUCCCAUUGGUAUCAACCCUUUAACAGGUCAGCUGUCCACCCUGAGGACACUGGACAGGGAGCUGGAGGCUACACACAGGUUUCAAGUUAAGGCACAGGAGGAGCCAAGUGGUUUGGAGUCCUUUGUUAAAGUUGACAUUAUAGUUGACGACAUUAACGACAACAAGCCUGAACUGGUUGUGGAUGAGAUCUUCGUCUGUGAGAAUGACGCCUCUAAUACGGUGAUAGGAACUCUGAGAGCUACAGAUAAAGAUGACCAGCCGGCUUCCUUCAGUUUCGACCUGCACAGUGGAAGCUCCAACUUCUCCAUCAAAGACUAUGGCAAUAACACAGCAGACAUUAUGGUGAAGGACGGCCCGUUCAGCCUGGACGACCCCAAGGAUUACACUGUGAAUGUGCGUGUCAGUGAUGGAGGACGACCCGUCCAGACGAGCAUCACCACACUGGCAAUCAAGUCGUGCCGCUGUGAUGCCAGGAGAAUUCCCACACAGUGCAAAGCUAGUGCUCAGAUGAUGACAAUGAGUGUCCACGCCCUGAUCGCCAUCCUGCUCUGCAUACUGACCAUACUGGUCAUAGUGAUCCUGUUUGUGAUAAGGAAACGGUAUCAGAAGGACUCCCUGGCUAACAUAAAGAACAGCGGGGAUAUUCACGAGCAGCUGGUCACAUAUGAUGAGGAGGGAGGAGGAGAGAUGGACACCAAUGGGUAUGACGUCUCAAUCCUCAGCUCAGCUUGCAAUGACGGCUCCCUGCUCCGCCACCCGGACCGUCACCCCCACCCCUCUUUAUAUGCCAUGGUGCAGAAGCCCACUCAUCCCACUGCAUGUAAGGGUGACAUGGCCGUGAUGAUAGAGGUGAAGAAAGACGAAGCAGACCACGACAGAGACGGCAUCCCUUAUGACACCCUCCACAUCUACGGCUAUGAGGGACCUGAGUCUUUAGCCGGAAGCCUCAGCUCCCUGGAGAGUUCGUCCACUGGUUCAAACUUGGAUUAUGACUUCCUGAAUGAUUGGGGACCAAGAUUCAGGACCCUGGCCGAGCUGUACGGAGUGGACGGACCCGACUAUUACCACCAGUACUGAUGGACAACAUCUGCCAACAUGCAUGCAUGAUGCCAAAACACACACAUGUGCAAAACAGCCAUAAGAAAACAGAGAAAUGCAGGAAGCACACUCUCCAUUUUUUUUCUGGAUAAGGAGCCUUGGUCUGUGCAGACAUCCAUGUUCUCUGAAGACUUUUCCAGUUUCUGAAAACAGAAUCAGGGCACUCUCAUUUCUACUGUAACAUCAACAAACUUUUGCUAUGCUAAGUAACCAGAAGGUUUAUUGACUUAAGCAGUCUGGGAAUCCCCCGUUUUUCUUUUGCAGUGACAUGUUGCCCUUUGCCUCCACCAAGAAGAUGUUGCAGUGAUUUAAAAAAGAAAAAAAGUUAUAUCAACACAUCAUACCGUCACAGAAAGUGACAACUAAGUGCUCCGCAGUGUUUCAAGAGGAUUUAUUAUUUCUGACGGUGUGAGAUCCUUGCAGCGUAGAUGUGUUUGUCUUCCAUCACAGCCAAUCAGAGCUGAUUGUGGAUUAUCCUCCAUGCACUUAUAUUCAGCUGCAUAUAGAGCGCAUGUACCAAUGUUACACAUUUCUCAGUGGUGAAAAACAAUAAAAGAAAGAAAUGUUUAUUCAGAAAAAUCAUUCGACCUAUCACCCUUUGGACAAGACAUAUAGAUAAGAGCAAAUCCGGAUUCUGACAUGAAUUCAAGUUUUUAAUUUGCUAAUUUCCAUCUUACUGGGGAUGCAAAAUGGUGCACGUUAAAGCAGUUUAUUGCCUGUAAUCUCUCUGAACUUUACUUUCUCUCUUUUUUUAUACGUAUUUUAGAAAAAAGAAAAAGCCAGAAACACAAGGUGAUUUUUUUUAUUUUUGAUCUCAUGUUGAGCAUUUGAUCUGUAAAUAUCGUCACUUGAGGUUUUUUAUUGUUUGAGCUGCAUUUUAUACUUUGACGUGUUUGAUCACAGCGAGGUGUCACUUUUGUCUUUUUGAUAACAGUAAAAAUAAUCAUCUUGUGUACCAGGUUAUUUUAUAUAUAUAUAUAUAUAUAUAUAUAUAUAUAUAUAUAUGAUAUUAACAUGUCAACAGACAUACUUCAAUAGUUCCUAACAAUUCAGCAUUGUCACCGUUUUUUCCAGUGUAGAAACCUUUAAAAAGCGGCCGUCUGAUAUGAAUGAGGAGUCAUUUUCUGUGUCUCUUUUUCCCAAUCGUUUUCUGCUGAAAGAAGAGAACAAUGGAUAGACACACAGACACGAAAGGAAAUGGCCGUGCUGCUGCUGCUGCUGCUGCUGAGACAGAAUAUUACAGCGUGUUCCCAGGCUUGAUUUGACAGGACUCAUCAUCACAGUUAUUGUUGAGAUGAAAGCCUAAUUCUCAGAGGCGUGCUAGAACAAAAGUCAUUCAGACAACACAGGAAGCACCAAGUGGCAAAGGCACCUAGUUGGGCAGCAGCGAUGACUCUGAGGUGGCUCGAAUAACUUUAACCUCUCAUCCUUUUUGGCUACUGCCAAGUCAUAAAGUCUCUAGUAACAAAAAAAAAGAAAAGCUGAUCAGCCUAAGCUGAGGACGGUUUAUCUUCUAAAAGAGUGAACUGUCUCAAAAUAUAGAUGCUCGCUGUAGGAACAAGAUGACAAUCUGAUAAGAAGAAUAAUGUUAUUUAAAGAUAACACACUCCUGAAGCCAUAUUGAAGUCACCAUUGUAAAUCAGUUUUUUUGUACAAUUCGAUGCACAGUUGACAUUUGAUCAUUUGUAGUGACUGACAAUUGACUAGAUGAUUAUUUCAAGUCUUUCAUUUGGGAUCACUGACAAGGAUCCUUCUUUUAAGUCAUUUGUGAUUCCAUGGGAGUAUUUAACAUGUUGAUAAAGGCUGCGUGUGGUUCUGUUGUUUGUCAUCAGGAUCAACCACAAACUGUCUGUUUGAUUCCUGGACCUUUGGGAGGAGGCCUGUAGAGCGUUUAAUUAGUGACUAACAGACAUUUUAGCUUAUGGUAUAAAUGAAAAUACACGAUGGCUUCAGUUGUCACACAGUUAUUAUUAUUGUGGCAACUUCAAAAUCAGAAAAAAUGUGUCAUUGUAAAAAUGCUGCGUAUUAAGAUAAUCAUCUUGACGUUUAUGCAAAAAUAUAUUCUUGACACAUCAUGUCUUUGAACAGUAUUUUUGCUUGUUUUUUUGUUUUUUUCAAUGCGAUUCAUUUCAGUUUAGAGCAUCUAUCUUAUUUAUGCUCCUGUUUAUUCUGUUUUGCUUGGAUUUGAACUUGUUUCCUUAAAACUCCGGCCUGCUUGGAAUGCCAUCUGAUAAGCGGUGAACACAAUAACUGGAAGCCCUCUCGAUGCUUUCCUGUUGUGUUCGCACAUACAUGUACUUGGAGCUGCCUGAUCCGUCCACCUCACUCCAUCCUCCUCCUUGUUUGCCUCACCAACUCUCCCUCACGCCGUUCUUCUCCGUCCUUUAAUCAGCUAAACCAAACAGUGGACUCAGCUUCCUGUCCAUCUGGGGGGUUGUACCCGCCUCUUCCUGUCCGCGUUAUCUCUCUCACGAGGCGACACAUUGUGCUCACUUCCUGUUAGCCCAGCCUGGGGAACAAACUUAACCUCGGGGAGGAAGAAGGUGCGAGGAAAGGAGAAACACUGAGAAAGAUGAAGAGAACAAUGUCGAGCAGUGAUGAGUUUUGCAGCUGAGAUGCAUCACGCGUGCACAUGGAGUUAAAGUCCUGUUACUCUGGCAUCUUUGAUGAAGCAACAUCCACUCAUUAUAUUCACGGAAGUCAAUACACAUGACCCAAAGCUGAGAAAUGUAUGAUUUUACACAUUUGCACUGAUUAUUACGUUCCAAUCACAAGUAAGCCUUUACUUUAAACGUCUCUUGUGAUUGUCUUUCUUGCUGCUGAAGUAAUAUUCAAAAUGAGAUAAAAGAAAAAAGAAUUUUUAGAUUUAAGAUUUACUUGUUGCAAAAGCUACGUCUCCAUUCACUGAAUGAAAAAUGGGAUUCACCUUUCUUCACUUAUACUUGUGAGUAGCUCUCAACAAGACCAUAUUAAACUUAUUGCUUUAUAUUAUCACAAUUAUUAUGAUUCUUAUUUUUAUUUUUCAAGAAUUUGAAACAAAGAAACACAACAAAAAAUAGAAUUAAAAUCAGCAGCAUGUAGCAGAUAGAGGUGCUCCAACAUUCUCUCCAAACAGCAAUAAGCGUUGAGUGUACUUAGGGAGAGACAUUCUGAGAAAGGGGGGUAAUUAAUUAUGCCAACGUUUCUGUCUUCAUGUAAUCUACAUGUGCAAUUGUUAAACACCGAUAUUUAAACGUGUUGGUGGUGUUUGUAUUUUGAUUUGGGUAUGGCUUUAACAUAAAGCAUUACAGGUUUCUACCAUCACACUCGCAUGUGUUCUUAUAUAUUCCCUAACGUAUUUUGUAUUUCAGCCAGCAGUGUAUUCCACAUGUUUUAGCUUCAAAGCGGUCACUGUCAUUUGCUUAUAAACACUGACUUGUUAGACAUUCCAGAACAUAAGAAAUCCAGAAGAGUUGCUCAUUUAGUGCCAUAUUUAAAUCAUUUUGAUUUAUUUGUCACAAAAUUGUUUUGUCUCCUCUUUAAAAAUCACUUAAAAUAUGAUGAAUGCAUCUUUCAGGUUGGACACCCAGAAACAAACAAUCCAUAUCCAACAAUACACUGUUAAAAUGUGAUUUAUCUGCGUUGUUAGGAAGCAUAAACUUUUGAAAUGUACAUAUCUAUGUAUAUGAAAAAAAAAAAUGUGCCUAAUAGUGACUUUUUUUUCCUUUUAUUGUAUUUAGAAUAUGUUAAACUUGAUACAAUCUCUUUUUUUUAUUACUGUAAAAAGUUUUAAAAGGGAUUCCUUUUCUACUCAGUGAAGAGAGCAGUGUGUGUGUGUGUGUCAGAUAAAUGACUUGAACAUGUGAUUUUCUGUCUGCUUGUAAUGUAUUUGUGUGUCCGUGUGCUUGCAGCUGUGCCACUGUAGAUACAUACACACAAAUGAGUGUCAAACCAAUCAAAAAUAUCAACCACAUUGAUGAACAAGUUAAAAACAGUAAAGGUCUCAAAGGGAGCAACACGUGCCUUUAUUCUUUAAAAUAUAUAUAUAUAUAUUGUAAUUCCUUUAUUUUUAUUUUUGUUAUUUUGUUUUGGUGGUGAACACAAUGUUUUUAAAAUCUUUUUAUGGUGUAUAUCAACUACUUUUUAUUACCUGACAUUUUUGUAAGUGCAAAAUAAAAAUAAACACUAGA